UAAUAGUUUACCUUAUAGAUCGUCUAAUUGCAACAAUAGGAAAGCACAAAAUAGCUGAGAAUUGUUCCCAGAGCAACUCGUUGAAAUAUCAGCAGAACUAACACUAACAAUUUCAAAAUAAGAAAUACCUUUUAAAUUUAGGUAUCUGUGAGGUUAACUUUUUUUAACCAAAUAAAUAUAAAUCAUAGAAAAGGCUUACAUAAAAAAUUCUGCUUCUCUUGUUUCUUUUAACGAUGGGCUUGGCUGGUCACUAUCUACACAAGGAUAAAGUUAAUUCUAAUCUACAUAUAAGUUUUGUCAAAUUUUGCUUUUAUUAAUUCUAAUUUUUUUUUUAUGCCCGAUCAAGUUGUAAACAUAGAUUUAAUCAUAGAUAAAUGAAAAUUUCUUUGUCUAUGGAUUUAAUAUACAUGUGUGAUUCUAUGGUAAAUUUAAAAAAAAUUAAUCUUUCUUCAUUUAGUAACGCAUUUGUAGAAUUUCAAUACUUAGACUUGAAAAACAAAAAUUAUAAUAUUUUUUAUUAUGACCAAUGCAUUAGUUAUUAUAUCGGGAUCAGCCUAUUCCUUGCUCUAUUAUGAGACUGCUACAUGCGGGUUGGCCCAGGAAGGUUUUCUUCUUGGUAGCAUCGACGAAGAAACAUCUGAAGUAACCCAAAAUGACGGUAAAGAAGUCGUCAAAAUAAUCAGAGUUAAUAAUAUUCUCCCAUGUCCUCUACUAGGAUAUUUUUAUAACAAUGUCGGAGGAAUUCACUCGGAAAAGCUUGCAAAUUUUCUAGGGUUUCAAAUAUCCAAUGUAGUAGGAUGGUAUAGGUUUAAUAAACAUCAAAUUUUUGAUCCUACGCUAAGGGAAAGACAUAUCCAUUCAGGAUUAGCAAGAGCCUUCUGUAUUUCCGUUGAUCAAUUUCCCUUAUGCAUUUUAAUGAACUCUCUUCAAGAAGGCGAUUCUGCUGCAGAUGUUGACACUAUUGCAUCUCUUUUCAAAGUCAAAUUUAUGGUACGCGAAGGUGUCAGAUGGCAAAUUGCAAGGAUUAAUGUUUUGAAUUUAGAUGAUAAAGAUUCAAACAAAAGGCGAGGAUAUACUACUCAAACUUUUCAGUCUCUUGUGCGCAAUUUGAGACUUAGUCCUGCAAUGUCACAAGGAGUCCCAUAUACAACCAAUUUGCACCAAGACGUUUGUGAACAUUUACUUCGCCUAUGUGAAGAACUAGCUAAUGAAGAAGAAAAAUUAUUCGAUUUAGGGUCUAGAGUGAAGGAGUUACUUAGUGCAAGAAGAUUUUCCAGAAGUCAAACAUCUUUGGUCAGUUUUGAAGCUUUAGGAGAUUUUGGUGCAGAAAUGGAGAUUGAAUGAAUCCAUAUAUUAAGUUCAAUUUUCAACACAUUGCUUGAAAUGAAGUCUGAAUCAUAUUUUUGUAUUUUGAUUAAGUAAUCCUUUUUAUUCCCCGGUAUAUAGAAUUUUUGCACUUGAAAAAAAUAAAAUUUUUGUUACUGAA
Harmonia axyridis is the source of this 1486-nucleotide messenger RNA. RefSeq names its product BRISC complex subunit FAM175B-like. Bases 520 to 1344 code for a protein of 274 amino acids. The transcript has 3 exons. Gene Ontology annotation, biological process: protein K63-linked deubiquitination; attachment of spindle microtubules to kinetochore; mitotic spindle assembly. Gene Ontology annotation, molecular function: microtubule binding; polyubiquitin modification-dependent protein binding. Gene Ontology annotation, cellular component: nucleus. The record is from RefSeq and is a predicted model, not a curated record. Lineage: Eukaryota; Metazoa; Arthropoda; Insecta; Coleoptera; Coccinellidae.